AUGGUCAAUAUAACGACCCUUCCUAUUGAGUUGCGAAUCUCCAUUUUACAAAAACUGUCCAAUAUCAGCGAUCUAUCCGCGACAGUUUCCAGCCUCCAGUCACUGGCCGAAGGUCUACGCGAAUCCCCCACUAUCGUCGGCCAUGUCCUGGCAAACGAGAUUGACCCUAAGCUUUGGCCUCUCGCAGUGAAGAUCUGGCAAAUGCGAACCCACAGAAAAACCAACAAAGUUCACAACGAAAAAGAUUCCUGGCUGGUUCUCCAAGAAACCCAAAACACCACAUCAGAAGAUGCAUGGGAAGAUAUGUCCAGUGUAGAUCUGACCGAAGCUCACAAAUUGCACCAACUGCAUUGCGCUAUCGAUAAGUUCACGAUCGACUUUACAUCCACAGCCCUUGAUCUCCUCGCUGUUGAGGCUUUUGAUGAGCUUGCAGCCCACGACAUCCACUGGGGUUCCUCGACGGCCGCCCAAUCGGAAAGAUUACACCAUCUAAACGGCGAAAAUGGGGUUCUUCCGAGGUGGUUCCAGCUGGAUACCGCUAUUGGGGAUCUUAACGACGAUUACCACAAUGAACGGUUUGAUCAUAUGCCAUCGUUUGGUGUAAACUACAUGAAAGCCCUACGAAAUAAUUGGCAAUACCAAGAUCCCGAUGGUCUAAAUGCCGGGCCUGCGGACAUUUGGUGUCAGGUGCAUCUAUCCGAUGAUCAGGCUCUCAGCAAAAAGUACGUUGUUGAACGAAAUGCGGGCUGUGUUAUGUGGGAUGCGUGGCGUUUCAAAGAUAUUGAGAAUUUCCUACGGAACAACGGCGUCGGAAAUUCAUAUUGA
Penicillium cinerascens is the source of this 825-nucleotide messenger RNA. RefSeq lists its product as uncharacterized. The record is from RefSeq and is a predicted model, not a curated record. Lineage: Eukaryota; Fungi; Ascomycota; Eurotiomycetes; Eurotiales; Aspergillaceae. The coding region runs from base 1 to 825 and encodes 274 amino acids. The transcript has 3 exons.